This is a messenger RNA of Aspergillus bombycis, 717 nucleotides long. RefSeq lists its product as uncharacterized. The transcript has a single exon. The record is from RefSeq and is a predicted model, not a curated record. Bases 1 to 717 code for a protein of 238 amino acids. Lineage: Eukaryota; Fungi; Ascomycota; Eurotiomycetes; Eurotiales; Aspergillaceae.
AUGGCAAAAUCACAGAAUAUCCCAGAAAUCAUCCUUCUGUGCAUGGAGGAGAAGUUCAUCACGGCAUUCAACGAAGCUCUCCCGACGUAUUGGCCAUCCUUCGCAGAAAACCCGAAGAUCAAGAUUACCGUGCUUAACAUGGGACUCCAUGCGGUCCCUACCACGGCCAAGUUCCAAUUAGUUGUCUCACCUGCCAACUCCUACGGCCGCCUGGAUGGUGCCUUUGAUGAUGCGAUCUCACGGAACUUCUGUCGUCCAUAUCAUCCUUAUGACAUGCUCACGCGCGCAGCGCAGCAAGUGCUCUACGAAAAAUGGAGAGGCUUUGCGCCCCCAGGAUCUUGCACGCUGGUCCCGUUCCCUAAAGAUAUGGCAGGCACAAAUGCUUGGGGCUGUAAAUGGGUAGCGAUUUGUCCGACCAUGAGAGCGCCAGAUAACGUCACGUGGGACCGAGAAGUAGUGUACGAGUGUGUGUGGAGUUUGCUAUGUCAAGUGGAAGGCUGGAACCAUGACCGAUCCAAGGACAGGAUUGACACUAUACUGAUGACACCACUGGCGACGGGAGUUGGACGUGUAAGUCCUGAGAAAUGGGCAUCACAGUUUAUCCUAGCAAUGAAGCACUUCGUGGAUGCGUUGGAACGACCGGAGAGGUGGAGUCGCUUGGACUGGGGGGAGAUUGAAAAGGAUGUGAUGGAGGUCGAAAAAACGUGGAAAGAAUAA